This is a messenger RNA of Salpingoeca rosetta, 1576 nucleotides long. RefSeq lists its product as uncharacterized. The record is from RefSeq and is a predicted model, not a curated record. The coding region runs from base 138 to 1538 and encodes 466 amino acids. Lineage: Eukaryota; Choanoflagellata; Craspedida; Salpingoecidae. The transcript is spliced from 9 exons.
UUUUGUUGUUCAUUCCAGCUUGGUGUUUUUGUUCUUCCUCCCCUCUCCCACAUACCCGUGUCUUCAACCCACCACAUCCACCAAGACACACGGACACGCACGGACACGCACGGGCACACACGCACGCGUCUGCCGCCAUGUCGGAGCACGAGGUACACAGCGGGUACCUGAUCAAGUCCCCGCCGCUGAACACGCUGCUGGACGUCAGCUUCAAGCGCUGGAAGCGGCGAAAGUUCACCCUGACAGAUCGCGCUUUCGCGUAUGACACGGGCAAGGGCGUGAAGGAGAUCCCGCUGUCGCAUAUGACGGCAAUCAACCGGUGUAGUGGGGGCAAGUACGACUUCAUGUUCAGCAUCUCCACCACCCUGAAGAACAACCGUGUCUACUUCUUCUCUGCAGACUCUGCCCAAUCCAGAGACUUGUGGAUCAAGCACCUCACUGAGCAAACCGGGUUGAAGUGCGGCUCCACAUCUGACCCUUCAGUGGACCAGCCCGCAACGUCCUCCUCCACAGACUACUUCAAGAAGCGCAUCUCUGUCACGUAUGGAGAAGCUCCGUUUGAGUUGGAGGUGCAGCAGUAUGCCAUCAUGCUCUUUCCAAAGGGCUCAAAGGAGGUGUACAAGAGCUUCCAGCUGAAGCACCUGCGUCAAUACGCCCAGCAGGACAGAAUAUUCAAGCUUGAGGCUGGGAGCCAGUGCCCCUAUGGCGCUGGCUGGACCUCCGUGACCCUUCCGCCGGGCGUAUGCAUCGUCCCAGCCGUGAACCAUGCAUCGCAGCUGACGCGGGAGUCCAUGCGAACACAGAGUGCAUCGUCCAUCAGCACAACCACCAGCUCCUCCUCAUCCAUCACCGUCCCGCCACCUCGCAAGUUUGUGGUGCAUGAAGAGGAGAGCGAUGGGAUCGAGCGUGGGGUGGACGGCCGCCCCAAGAUGAACUACGUUGACCUCGACCUGGUCGGCUCAGCAACAACAAGAAAAACAGCAACAGCAACAGCAGCAACGACAGAGCACAGGCACGACAGCAGUGCAAGUGACAGCAGCAGCGUCGCAAGCACGCAUGACGAUUACAACAAACACGACAGCGCAUCUCCAACUCCGGCCACCGCCACCACGAGCGAAGGCGACACGCGGCCACCAUCCAUGCCGGUGGCGAAUGCAGACAAUAACACAACCGAGGAAACAUCCACAUCACCACAGCCGCCAGCAUCGUCAUCACCGUCGCCGCCAACGACCACAGCAGCGGGUGAUGGCAACAACACGACAGCCACGACGAUGGUGAAUGAAGCAUAUGUGUCGAGCGAUGUGUUGGAUGGUGCGGUUGGCGUCAGCGCGUAUUCAACGCUGGACUGGGACAAGAUGGAGGCCCUCAGAAUCGCAACAGAGAUGCACUCUCCUGUGAAGCGGAGCACAGCACCACCGCCCACGCCGGCAGCAACGAAAGAGCGGGCGGCGAUGGCGGUGCCGGAGGAGACGAAGAACAGCAGCAGCGACAAGCUCUUGCAAGACAUCGACUCACUCCUGGACGGGCUCGACGAAUGAUGAUGGUGAUGAUGAUGAUGAUGAUGAUGAUGAUGAUG